GGAAGAUGCCUCUUUGUAGUACUGUGGUUUUUGUUAUCGUAGUUUAACGAUAGUUGAUAAAGUACAGUAAAAAUUUUAAAGAACCUUCUUGCUCGUUAUAUAAUACUUUGUUGAGAGAAACCAUCUGACUUUAGCAACAACGACUUUUAUUGAAAGAAACGUUGCUUGCAAAGAAAAAUACAAACGUUUCUUGUUUUUGAUUGAACAAGAAUUUUUUUUUUUUUGCUUUCUUGAUUUCGCAAGUGCGUUUUGCUUGAACGCUUCCAUUUCCAUUUCAGUUUGGCUUUUGGCUUGACCUGUUCUUUACUUUUCUUUGGUUUUUCUUUUUCUAGUUCGUUGCUCAUCUUCACCAUGGUCACGACCUUUGAAAUGCUCACUACCUGGAAUCCAGUCACGGCUUCCUUGCUCUCGCCUAUCUUGGUGUAUUGGAUUGCCUCUGGAUUCUUUGCUUUCCUGCAUUGGCUCAACUCGCCUUUUUUCGAAAAAUACCGUAUCCAUUCUCCCGAAGAGGUUACAAAGCGCAACCGUGUUCCCCAUCUGGCAGUCUUCCGUGCCGUCGUCUUUCAACAAUUCUGUGAAAUCGUCGUCGGUGUCGCUUUGGCCAUUUUUGAAGGUUAUCCCGAACCCGUAAACCAUCAAUUGCAACUCUUGCGCUAUCAAUCGUUUUUCGAAAAGUACUUUUCAUCUCUCGUCCAAGCUCUCCCUUUCCUUCCUUCUCUUGCCUACAAUUGCCUCGUCCCUCUGUUCCAAUACAUGUUUGCCUUUUUCAUAAUCGAUACUUGGCAAUACUUUUGGCACAGAUACUUGCACUACAACAAAAAGUUGUACAACAUGAUCCAUGCUCAUCAUCAUCGCUUGCAAGUCCCUUAUGCCAUGGGCGCCUUGUACAACCACCCCUUUGAAGGUUUGAUUUUGGACACUUUUGGCGCUGGUGUCGCCUAUCUUGUCGCCGGCUUGAGCCCCAACCAAGCCAUCGUUUUCUUCACCCUUUCUACUUUGAAAACCGUCGAUGAUCACUGUGGUUACCUCUUUCCUUACGACCCUCUUCAAAUCUUCUUUGCCAAUAAUGCCCGUUACCACGAUCUUCAUCACCAACCUUAUGGUUUCCAAAAGAACUUUUCUCAGCCUUUCUUUACUUUCUGGGACCACGUCUUGGGUACUUACAUGGCCCCCAAGGCUGAGAGUAUGAUUGAACGUAAAAUUAGAGGCGCUAAUAAUACCUUGGAUGUCAAAAAAGUCAAUUAAUCCUGCUAUAGUUGUUGUUUGCUCUUUUUUUUGUUUCUUUACUAACUUAAAUCCUCUAUUAAUUUUUUUUUCUAAUCUUCCAAUUUCGUACCAUGCAUGCUGCUACUGUUUGCCAUCGUUAUCGCAGUUUUUCUCUUUUUUGUUUGUUUAUUGGAAUCUUUUCAGGACACUUUCUCCAAUACCGUUCUCUUCUCCACUCAUUUUUUCGAUUUUCCUUUUUAAUUUAAUACUGUUCAGUUUGACUUCUCGCAAGUACCUGUGCAAGCUUUACUUCAUCCGAGUAUAAAUUAUUCAAUAUUUAUAAAUCUCAAAUUUUGAAGAAUGCAUUCCAAUCCUUGGAGUUUGCUUGGCUUUAAUCCUUCUUCGGUUCCACAUUCAAAAAGGGCUUUUUCCUUGACCGAUUUUCCCACUUCUUCGGCCUGUUUUUUUUUUCUAUGAACCAUGUAAAGGUUCGUUGCAUCGUACCGGUCUUUAUUUAUGCCAAUAGUAUUUUACUGUUUCUCAUCAUUUUCUUACCAUUAUUCAAAUAAAUUAUAAUUGUUUACCACAA
Messenger RNA from Schizosaccharomyces octosporus yFS286, 1795 nucleotides. Its product is annotated as sphingosine hydroxylase. Gene Ontology annotation, biological process: lipid biosynthetic process. Bases 352 to 1245 code for a protein of 297 amino acids. The record is from RefSeq and is a predicted model, not a curated record. NCBI's taxonomy places the organism in Eukaryota, Fungi, Ascomycota, Schizosaccharomycetes, Schizosaccharomycetales, Schizosaccharomycetaceae. The transcript has a single exon. Gene Ontology annotation, molecular function: iron ion binding; oxidoreductase activity.